Messenger RNA from Ornithodoros turicata, 2572 nucleotides. RefSeq lists its product as uncharacterized. Gene Ontology annotation, cellular component: intracellular membrane-bounded organelle. Bases 244 to 2445 code for a protein of 733 amino acids. The transcript is spliced from 15 exons. NCBI's taxonomy places the organism in Eukaryota, Metazoa, Arthropoda, Arachnida, Ixodida, Argasidae. The record is from RefSeq and is a predicted model, not a curated record.
UCAAGUACGUUCCUUAUGGUUUCCGUCCAUCGCCUACACCAGAAUAUGAGAUAUGACCAUGCAUAUGACCAUGCGAAGGGCUACGACGCUAGCAAUAAUCACAACGAGUUUUUCUUUCACUCAGAGUUGCAUACACUGGUGAUGCUUGGCGCGUGAGCCUUGUUUUGGUUGCGUUGCGCGCGCGGAUGGAAGACGAAGAUUGCCAUUCCAAUAGUUUCAUUUUUCUUGUCGCUUCGUCGGUGCAUGAACGUCGCGUUUGAUAGACAGCCCAGAAUCUGCAUUGAAAUGGAGUCUGGAUUUAUCGAGGCAUUUGCUGUCAUGAAAACGAAUGAUACAUCCAGUUCGAACACGUCCAACGGCGAAGUAUAUGGCCCCGCAAAUAUGAUUGAAAAUGGCUACUGUGAACAGGAGCUGAACUGUGAACCACAUCUGUUGCCAUCUUCUUGUGAUGAAGGAAGCAGUGCAUCUGAUGUGGAAGAUGAUGAGUGGAGACCUUCGCCCAGGAAAAGACCCCGUAAGACAGCAUCUGUGCAGCGGUCACAAGCAACGCGGCUCGUGCGAAGACGCAAGCAGGUAUCGAAUGGCACGACUGAACAACUGUCCUGCACCUUUCCUUAUGCUGAAGAUUUGGAGAACUUUCCUCCAAGUUUUGCAAAAGAGAAAGCAAGGAACAGUGAGCGCAUGAAGGCAGUGUGGGCAGGGUGUUCAGCUACUGGACCAAGGCCGAUGGGCCCGUUAGCCUCAUGGCAGCAACGCAAACUAGCUCGCCUCAAAAGGGCUCGUCACCGUGGCUGCGACAAGCUCUCUUUCCUCCGCAGAGAUGCAGUACGGUACCCUCUGUGCUGGUCAGACACUACAUUAGGAUCUGCAAUGGCUGGGAAGGCAAAGGCUGGAAUUGAUAGCGCUCCAGUUCCUAGCUGCAUUCUGCAGGAAUCGAGGCUAACAGCGUGCAAGAAGACACUUCCAAAUGACACUGGGUGCAGUGAGAUGUGGAAAGAGCCUGACAAAUGCAUCGGCUUGAGGAGUGGACCGCACCGUGCAUGCCGGCCUAAACUAUUCCACAGCAGUUUUCAGUCGGACGACGAGGACGCCUUUGAAAGGAGUGAGAAGCAUUUGAAAUUGAGGAGAAAUGGUGCCAACAAUUUUAAAGAGGCGGGAAUUCCCCCAAUGCCUAAUUCCAGACCAAGGUUACUUCAGAAAAGACCGGUAGAAAAGUGCUCCCUUUCAGAUGAGUCCCCAUGUGUCCCACCAGAACCCCCACAGGCCCAUCGUCCGCGCCUCAAGUUCCGUUCCUUGGCUCCGCGAAUGUUGAGCAGAGGCAAUUACGUCGUGGAGAAAGACUCAAAGGAAUCUCCGGAACGGCCUGUCGAGUCCACAGAGGUGACACGUUGUUCAAGAAAAAAGAAGCUCUCGUUGGCAGCUAAACAGAGGUGGGAACGUAGGAGGGCAAAAAAUGAAGCUCUAAAUGGACAAGGUGUACAUUGUGCAGUGCCACCAUUCCCACUGUCUAAUGAAAGCUCUGUGCCCAAGUCCGCAAUUAUAAAGGCUGCAUUCGUGCUACCAGCAAAGCUUCGAUGGAAGUGGAACAAUGGCUGCUCAGAUCCUUCCAGUUGUGAAAUCAAAAAUGAAUCCCAGCCAAUUGUAAAUGAAGAUAAGAAACGGGAAGAAGAGAAGAAAGAGUAUUUCUCAAUGCCAGCCAAAUUACGGUGGAAGCAUGGGCAGGCAGCUCAGGAAGAACAAUAUACUGACACUUCUCAUUGCCACAGGCACGACUCAAGCAGCAUUUCAGAAGGUGCCGCAGUGCCGCAGGAAGACAAAGUAAAUAGGCGUUCACACGCCAAGAAGCUGUGGUGGCAGCGUAUGAAGACCUUCACUGCGGAGAGCACACUUGGUCAGGCACCGAUCCCAAAGUUUCUCCAAGCGGAGCUCUUCCCCAACAUACGAAUGAAGCGCCGGAAAUCUCUGUCGGCCAGAAACGAAAACCACUCGACCGAGGCGGCCGAGCCCAGCAAGCGGUCGUUGGCGAUGAAGGAGAACUGGCGAAAGAGGAAGCAGGCCUGGAUUCAAGCAGCUGCAAAGUCGGUGGCUGCAUUCACUGCAACCCCAUCAAACCUUGCAGCCGACCUUACGAGCUUGGUGGAGCUUGGAAAUGCAACUGAACUGGCUGAGAGCAUGUUUCUUACCCAGUGCACUGCGGAGAUGACUCUUCUGGAGAGCACCAGGAGCCGCAAUUCUUCUCGGCACUACAACACUAAAGGCGUUCACAUUGCCAGCAACCAGGACCUGUGCGAUUGCUUGGACUUGUCGUGCCCAGGGUGUCACUACCCCUGCCCCAAGUGCAGGUCACCCAAGUGCGGCCACGAAUGUCGCUGCUCUCGACAUUUUGUCUAUGAGCAGAUAGAGAUCGAUGGUACAGACACAGUAAUUAAGAACCAACUAUUGUGAAUUUUUUUUUUUUAGUGCCUGCCCUGAAAGAACAGUGCAUCGCUUCACAUCCUGGUGGUCGUUUUUUUUUUCUUUUCUUUUAUGUGUACAAAGUUCACAAAAAAUAAACGUUUUGCACAAAGUGUAA